Messenger RNA from Oxyura jamaicensis (ruddy duck), 2007 nucleotides. It is a transcript of the gene ALPL, whose product is annotated as alkaline phosphatase, biomineralization associated. Gene Ontology annotation, cellular component: plasma membrane. Gene Ontology annotation, molecular function: alkaline phosphatase activity. The record is from RefSeq and is a predicted model, not a curated record. Lineage: Eukaryota; Metazoa; Chordata; Aves; Anseriformes; Anatidae. The transcript has 12 exons. Gene Ontology annotation, biological process: dephosphorylation. The coding region runs from base 214 to 1776 and encodes 520 amino acids.
GGUAGAGGGUGGAGGAAGGGGAGGAGGAGGAGGAGGCGAAGGCCGGGGCCGGGGGGAUUUAAGGGCUCGCUGUCCCCCGCCCGCCUCCGCUCCGCCGGCCGGGAGGGACACGGGCGACAGCGCCCAAGUUUGUGCGGGGACGUCCCCGGGCUGGCGCUUUCUCCCACCCAGCCCCUGCUGCUGGUGCAAGAAAGAGAAGCAUCGAAGGGCACGAUGAAGGGUUUCCUCCUCACCCUCCUGGUCCAGCUCUGCUCGGCAUCGUUGGUCCCCGAGAAGGAGAAGGACCCCGAGUACUGGCGGCAGCAGGCGCAGGAGACACUGCGCGACGCCCUGCGGCUCCAGCGCCUCAACCAGAACGUGGCCAAAAACCUCAUCCUCUUCCUGGGCGACGGCAUGGGCGUCUCCACCGUCACGGCCGCCCGCAUCCUCAAGGGGCAGCUGCAGAACCGCAAGGGCGAGGAGAGCCUGCUGGAGAUGGACAAGUUCCCCUACGUCGCCUUGGCCAAGACCUACAACACCAACGCUCAGGUGCCCGACAGCGCGGGCACGGCCACCGCCUACCUCUGCGGCGUCAAAGCCAACGAGGGGACGGUGGGCGUCAGCGCCGGCGUCACCCGCGACCGCUGCAACACCACCAAGGGCCAGGAGGUGACCUCCAUCCUCCGCUGGGCCAAGGAUGAAGGCAAGGCGGUGGGCAUCGUCACCACCACGCGGGUCACCCACGCGACGCCCAGCGCCGCUUACGCCCACUCCGCCAACCGCGACUGGUACUCGGACGGAGAGAUGCCCCCGGACGCGCUGGAGGGCGGCUGCAAGGACAUCGCGCGGCAGCUGGUGGAGAACAUCCCCGACAUCGAGGUGAUCCUGGGCGGCGGGCGGAAAUACAUGUUCCCCAAAAACGCCAGCGACGUGGAGUACCCGCAGGAGGAGAAGCACCGGGGCACCCGCCUGGACCGCCGGGACCUGGUGCAGGCGUGGCACGACACCAAGCCCCCGGGGAAGGUCGCCAAGUACGUGUGGCACCGGCGGGACCUGCUGGCGCUCAACCUCAGCCGCGUUGAUUUCCUCCUGGGUCUCUUCGAGCCCGGAGACAUGGUGUACGAGCUGGACAGGAACAACGAGACCGACCCGUCCCUCACCGAGAUGGUGGCCGUGGCCAUCAGGAUGCUCCAGAAAAACCCCCGGGGCUUUUUCCUGCUGGUUGAAGGCGGCCGCAUCGACCACGGGCACCACGAGGGCAAGGCGAAGCAGGCGCUGCACGAGGCCGUGGAGCUGGACCGUGCCAUCGGGCUGGCCGCCCGCCUCACCUCGCCCCAGGACACGCUCAGCGUGGUCACCGCCGACCACUCGCACGUCUUCACCUUUGGCGGCUACACCCCCCGCGGGAACCCCAUUUUUGGUCUGGCGCCGAUGCAGAGCGACGUGGACCGCAAGCCCUUCACCUCCAUCCUCUACGGCAACGGCCCCGGCUACAAAAUUGUGGGGGGCGAGCGCGAAAACGUCUCGGCCGUGGAUUUCGCGCACGCCAACUACCAGGCACAGUCGGCCGUGCCGCUGCGCCAGGAGACCCACGGCGGCGAGGACGUGGCCGUCUUCGCCCGCGGCCCCAUGGCCCACCUCCUGCACGGGGUGCACGAGCAGAACUACAUCCCCCACGCCAUGGCGUACGCCGCCUGCAUCGGCCCCAACCGAGCCCACUGCAACGCCGCCGGGCGCGCCGCCGCCGCCAGCCCCCUCCUCCUGCCCUUCCUCACCCUCCUCCUCCUCCUCUGCUAGAGCAUCUCUUGCAAAACAUCGAUGGGGAGGAUUUUUUUUUAAAUCCUCCCUCCUCUCCCUCCCCGCCCCCUCCCUUUUUUUUUUUUUUUUUUUUUUUUUUUUUCCUGGGGUAGCGGCGCCCGGGAAAAGGCAAAAAAGAAAGACUCAGCGGAGCAAAAGCAGCCGCCCGCGGUUUCGGCGGCCACGGCGCGCUGGGCUCUGCCCCUGUGAGCACCGCGCUCCGCCCUGUCA